This is a messenger RNA of Fragaria vesca subsp. vesca, 700 nucleotides long. RefSeq lists its product as uncharacterized. The transcript has 3 exons. Lineage: Eukaryota; Viridiplantae; Streptophyta; Magnoliopsida; Rosales; Rosaceae. Bases 131 to 700 code for a protein of 189 amino acids. The record is from RefSeq and is a predicted model, not a curated record.
AUCACAGCUAUUUUUCACACUCUCUGUGUCACAUUAUCCCGGCAACACCUCUCCCCUAGCUCCUUUAUUCCAAUUCCCCCUAUAAAACUCACAGCCUUCUUCUUCUUCGUCUUCACCCAACGCUUUGAAAAUGGCCACUUCUUCUUCUUCAGCCAACGCUUCGAAAAUGGCAAGGAACAUCGGCCCUCUCGUGUGCCUCUUGGUCAUGAUCAUGGAUGCUAUUGCCGGAAUACUUGGCAUUCAGGCUGAAGUAUCCCAAAACAAGGUGAAGCAUUUGAAGGUGUGGAUUUUCGAGUGCAGAGACCCGAGUUACCAGGCUUUCAAACUCGGUUUGGCUGCGGCUGUGCUUCUGGCGCUAGCGCACACCAUUGGGAACUUGCUUGGUGGGUGCGUUUGCCUCUGGUCUAAGCAAAACUACGACAACGCCACAGCUAACAAAAGACUAGCUUUUGGAUCCCUCAUUCUCUCAUGGAUAAAUUUCGCAAUCGGAUUCUCAUUGUUAAUGGCCGGAGCAAUGGCAAACUCAAAAUCAAGAAAAUCUUGCGGAUUAUCAAACCAUAGGAUCCUAUCAAUUGGAGGCAUCCUCUGCUUCUUUCAUGGAUUGUUCACACUAGCCUACUACGUCUCGGCAAAGACCACAAUCCGAGACGAAGAAAAGCUCAAGAACCCUACCAACCACGGCGGCCAUCCUCCGGCAUAA